This is a messenger RNA of Hermetia illucens (black soldier fly), 2030 nucleotides long. RefSeq names its product DNA polymerase alpha subunit B (gene DNApol-alpha73). Gene Ontology annotation, molecular function: DNA binding. Gene Ontology annotation, biological process: DNA replication; DNA replication initiation. The record is from RefSeq and is a predicted model, not a curated record. Gene Ontology annotation, cellular component: alpha DNA polymerase:primase complex. The transcript has 7 exons. Bases 102 to 1877 code for a protein of 591 amino acids. NCBI's taxonomy places the organism in Eukaryota, Metazoa, Arthropoda, Insecta, Diptera, Stratiomyidae.
AGGCUUGUUCAAGUUGAUUUAAUUCUGUUUACCGUGUUUUAGUGAUAUCUCUGAAUUUUGCCUAAACGAAUUUGAAAAUUCACGAGUAACACCAGUCAGUCAUGGCUUCAUUAAACGAAAUCUCGGAACAGUUUGAAACCUUCGGAAUCGAAGCAUCAGAAGAAGUUCUGGCCAAGUGUAUUGACCUUUGUGUGACGUAUUCGAUAACCGAUGCCUGUGAAUUUGUAGAGCAAUGGAUGGCAUACAGUGUAUCGAAUUUAGAAGGAGCCGAGCCCACGGUGCAAUACUUGAUGGACAUGGAGAGAAAAGAGUUGGUGCCUAGAAAAGCAAAACAAGCGGGAAACAAGAAGGCCAAACCACAGACUCCGCUGAUACAUGGAUAUGGAAGUCCUGGAGUACGUUCACCUAUGCCUGCAGCAAACUUGGAACCACUAGUGGAUGAUAACGAUGACGAGUUUAUGGAUUCUUACCUGUGCAACACACCAAAGGCAUCCAGAAAAGGCCUACCAAGAACACCAGCAACUCAAAAAACUGCACUUUUCAGUCCAGCUAGCCAUUCACCAUUAUCAGGAACCCCACAAUCAUCUGGUACUGAAGGUUCUGGUAAGAUUAUUUAUUCGUUUGGCAAGACUGAUGUCUUUCGAGAAACCACCUGGACUACAACCCGGCAACAAAAUGUGCAAAUCAAGCAAAUUCCAAACCGCGAAUCAAUGUCCAUCAAAUCGAAAUACAUGUACGAUAGCUCACUGGACAAAUGCACGAUACUCGGAGAUCACUUGUACCACACAGCCACUGAGUUGUGUAAGAAACACUUUGGAACUGAUGCAACUGAAUACGAUUUACACAAUGUCGACGCCGUCUCUCAAAAUCCUGUUAAGAUAAUUGGGCGAAUUGCUUGCGACUUUGAUGGCAAAUUAGAUCGACACUCGACAUUGAUCGUGGGUACCGAUGAAAUGAAAUUGCGAACAACAAGGCUGAAUUUCAACAAUAUGAAUUCGUUUGCGGUGUUUCCUGGACAAACUAUAAUUGCAUCUGGAGUGAAUCCGCGGGGUGAUACCUUCUAUGCCAACGAAAUUUUCUCUGACCGCCUUGUAACGCGUCCUUGUCAGCCGGAACUGACAGAACCAUUAACAUUUGUAAUUGCCGCUGGUCCAUUCACCAGUAAAGAGGAUCUUACCUAUGAUCCUCUGCAACGACUAAUUGCAUACUGUAAGGAAUUUAAACCAGAUGUGCUUUUAUUGAUGGGGCCGUUCAUGGAUGCAGACCAUGAAUUGAUUUCAACAAACGCUCUUACGGAGACAUUUGAGUCCUUUUUCGAAAAAAUUAUUGUAGGGCUCGUGGAAUCGCUUGGGGAAAUAACAAUUUGUUUGGUGUCGUCUCAUAAAGACGUCGUGAGCCACAUGGUAUACCCAACACCGCCCAAUAACCUCAGAAGAUCUUUCCCUAAUGUGCAUAUGUUGCCUGAUCCUUGCAUCAUUGGAAUUGACGGUUUAAAAGUUGGCAUCACAUCAACGGAUAUUUUCGGUCAUCUCUUGGAAGAGGAGGUUUCAGUCAAUGCGGGCGAAAGAGUGAAACGGGUGGUUAAUUACAUGCUCAAUGAAAGUUCGUUCUAUCCCCUCAACCCGCCUGCAAUGGAUGUAUGCUAUGAUAGUGACCUUGCUAGUAAAUUUGCUCGAUUGGAUGAACCACCGAAUGUUCUGAUUCUGCCUAGCAAAGAGAAGUGUUUUAUCCGGGAUAUAAACAGUUGUUUAACGAUCAAUCCUGGAUCUUUAGCAAGCGCCACAUCGCCUGGUACAUAUGCAAGAAUGACUAUUCAUCCACCAAAAGAAGGAGCGGGACUAACAGAAUAUAUAGCAGGCCAGAUUAUAAAAAUAUAGAAGAAGCGUAUCGUUUCAAAUAUAUUUGUAAGACAACGGAAAUAAAUGAUAAGAAACUGACACAAAUAUUUUUAAGGAUAAUGCGUACUUGCUUUACUAUACGUAUAUAGUUUACCAUUUUCCAUCCGUCGUAUGAUUUCUUAAUAAAUUUCA